Molecule: messenger RNA, 1335 nt
Organism: Mya arenaria
Lineage: Eukaryota; Metazoa; Mollusca; Bivalvia; Myida; Myidae
Exons: 3
Coding region: 1-1335 (444 amino acids)
Source: RefSeq, a predicted model, not a curated record
AUGCGGGGUCUCCUCAUUUGCGUUGUACUGGCUAUUGGCGUCGCCACGGCGUCUGAUCUACGUGCCAUGUCUUCGAAGCGCUUUCUUCUUCACAAUGGACAAGGUCUAACCUCGUCCCAGGAGAGUCAAAUCAAAAACGGCUUCGAUUCAGCCAAAUGCAUUGCAGAUAAAAUCGACAAAGCGGAUUUUGGAGGUGUUGUAGGUGCUUUAGUAGGCAAAUUCAGCUCUUUUCUUGGCGUUUUGGGUCCAUUUGUAGGACUUGGCCUCAGUUUCUUUGGUGCGGAGUCCCCUGAAUUAUCACUGCUUAAACAUUUGUUCACAGAGGUUGAAAACAGGUUUGAUCAUAUAGAUGUACAAUUUGCACAGCUUCGUCGGCAGGUCGCGUUUGUUGCAACGCAGGUACACUUCACAGAUUUGGAAUCAAACAUCAAUGCCGUGCACUCCGAGUUCAUCACCUUGACCAAAGUUACCAAUUCGGCAGGCUACAAAUACGAGGCAGGUGAGUUCAAAGACACUUACGAUCGCACCUACGAAUCAUCUGGCAUAAAACUCUAUCAAGGGAUUAUUCAUGGUGGCUUGACAACUGGAGGAAUCUUUCAAGAAUUCAUGGCCCACAGCCGCAAUGACAGGAGAGCAACCCAGAAAUUUAUGCUUGGCACAUUGAACCUCUUGAUGAGAGCUGCUGCAUUGGAAAUGACGUAUGCCGAAAUCAACAAUGAUCCAAACCACGCUCUUAAGCAAAGCGCUUGGACAGAUCGCUUCACACGAGUUAAAAAUAAAAUGUUGGCGAUUGAUAAUGAGAUUCCAACACAUUAUCAUACACAGAUGACCAGUGACGUCAACGACUUCGCAUCAACUCACCCGAAAGGCGGACUGAGCAAUACGGACUUCUCUUCUCAACUGUACAGCAUGCUUACGAACAAGUUCUACUGGCGUGAUUGGUUGGUGAUUGUCGCAGAGACCUAUGGCACAGACAAGCUCAUCAACCACGCAUGUGAAUACAACCAGCACGAUAACCACGGACGUUCCAUUGUCAUUGCCAGCGUUGACAAGUCAAAGAAAGCCAUGGACAUGCACGCUGCCGCCACUGCUGCUCAUGGGUUGCAUUUAUACAGAACUUGGAUUGGACGACCUGACCUUCAACAUCACUACGCCUGUGUCAAUGCUGCGGACGGAUAUAACGGGCUACCAGAUUCUGCACGCAACCACUGCACCACGUACGCCGCUGCUGGGGUCUACUGCACACACAACACGGACAUCCACUUACACGCUCCAGCUGCGAGGUUAUACUCGUAUACUGCGCACGCUUCUAACCGUGUUUACUUGUUCGGUUAA